Messenger RNA from Phytophthora sojae, 1377 nucleotides. RefSeq lists its product as hypothetical. Lineage: Eukaryota; Oomycota; Peronosporomycetes; Peronosporales; Peronosporaceae. The transcript is spliced from 2 exons. The record is from RefSeq and is a predicted model, not a curated record. The coding region runs from base 1 to 1377 and encodes 458 amino acids.
AUGAGGUUGCGGUGCUCCAGGGCCUCCAACAGGGCGUUUGUUGCAAUUUGCUCCGCAAUCGCGGCGUUGUCAGCCGAGUCACACCUAGAAUCUUUCCACAUGGAUUCAGAGGGAUCGGGGCGAUGGCCUUGGCUCAUUUACGCGAUCUGUGGUGGAACGUCGGGUGUGGUUGUACCUUGUGUCGAGAUUCGGAAGGGAGCUUUGACGAAGACCGACAUUUUGGCCAUGCGCGCCGCACUUCGAGCAAACUAUCCGCAGCCAGCGUCAGAGGCGGAUCGUAACAGCUCCCAUCAGUAUGGUUUUGUCGAGAUCGAUGAACGAACAGAGCUGCGCCUCUCUGGGGCAUUUGAUGGGGAUGGUGGUUCGGUUUUGGUGGCCUGUGCAUGUCGCUGUCGAGCCCUAUUCGAUUCAAACGACAGUGAGUGGGUCAACCUCGUCGUCCCGGGAUAUGGUGCUUGUAAGGCAAAACUUGGCGACAGAGGCGUCCGAUUCGCUGCUGAUGCUGGGAGGCCUGCAUGCCUGGAGAAACGAUUGAAAGGAGCUCUGGAACUAUUCUAUGUCGAGUUCGAGACCCCGGGUGUGUUGAUAGAUGUGUUGGUGCUGGUCACGAGGGGCCUUUGCUCGCUGAAAUUAUACUUCAAAGCAGAGGACACUACAGCCGCGAGUCAUGUCGACCUUUGCACUCUGGCUAGGGCUUGCCCCAAUCUCCUGCAUCUCUGUCUCAGAUAUGCUACGGUGGUGGUGUCUGAACACGACGCAGCUCUGCGCCUUUGGUCUGUGAAGACGAUCGAGUUAGACGAAUGCUCCAACACGCUGGCUGAUCUUGUGGGGUGUUUGAGGGACCCCGAGUUACGAAUAGCUCGGGAGGUCGUCCAACUCAAGGUGACCCCGCGUAAGAAUGAAGUGUUUGUGGAGGAAGAAGUGCGCGAGUUGAUGACUCACGACGGCGAAUUUCCGCCUCUGGUCAAGGAAAAACUGCCUAGGAGUUCGAAGUCAGCCGUGAUCAGUGUCGUCACGGCCGCGAUUUGGAGCACGAAGCCAAUUUACGGCAUGGACUCGUAUAUUCUGAGCUUAAUCUUUGCAUUCGCUUCUACACCGACGCAGCGUUCCAUUGCGUAUAGGUUUUUGUAUUCCUGGAAUACAAAAUUAGUCUGGAACUCUUUCGCCUUGCAAGGAGAAGUGCGUAAUUUGGUGACUUAUGACCGCGAUUGCUUACCUCUGGUCAAGACGAAACUUAGGCUCGAUAUACUAGAAGUUGCAAUUUGGUUUGCAUUUGAAAGCUUCGACCUCAAUAUCGGAUUUUCGAUGAAGCUGCUGCGAGAAGCCGUCGAUCUGUUCACAAUAUCAGCUGCUUCGAAGUACUUUGAAGUACAAUAA